AUGCCGUUUCCAUUACCUCUCAAAGCAGAGAAUGUAUUUAGUACGUUUGAUCCGAACUUCAUGCCUGGACAGGCAAGUGAAUACCUCCGCGGAAUGAAAAUGUGGCCUGAUGCACAAUGUACUUGGGAGAUAACGUGGCACAGGUAUGGAGGGUACAUUCCAAAAUUACAAAGUCGGUUAGGGGAGACCUAUGGAAAUGCUGCUCUUGGACUACUGUCAUAUGAACCUGGGCAGCCCAAGUCACCACGUUUAACUCUGACCCAAACAAAACCACUGUUCAAUCCACAGAUCCCGAGGCACUUGCUGAAUAGGACCUACGGCCAUCCAGAAAUUACCACAUAUGCGGGACAUGUGCAGAAUACAAACAUUAAAAACGGCUACUUCUAUCCAAGAGAUGGCAAAUAUCAUUUUGCUCUAAAGAAUUGUGUAUACGACAACAAUCCUGAAGCAACAUCUGCCAUUCAGACGAUAGAAGAACUGAAGCAACAUGAAAUGAUGGCAUGCAAAAGGAGCGAUCUAAUUGCACCAAAUACGUCAUCAAGGCCUCCAUCUGCCAUUCCACCAGGUGAAAUUAGACCACCGGAUUGCUGUACUUUCAUCCCCAUGAUAUGUGAACUGCCUUUUGACUCUUGUUGCCCAAGAGGGAUGAAUGUGUUCCAAAUGCCAGAUCAAAAUCCAAUGGAGCAGAAUAGCAGGAUAAUUUAUAGACAUGAGUCCUCACUCCAUCCCACAUAUAAUGGUUUUAUUCCAGGUCAGCAGUUUUCGAUUGGAAAGAGCUGGGGACGCAGUACUUUUAAUGCUCUGGGCAUUGGUGAGAAGAAACCGCAGCCACUGUGCCCCACUUGAUUUGGAAAUGAGUUAUCUAAAUGGCUGAAUUCAGGGCUAUUUUGACAUUUAUGAGAACAUCAUAAAAAUUUGAGUGUUGGCAGGCUAAUCUGAUCACCCAAAAAUCAAUCGCUAAGUUGAUUAUGUUCACUGAAU
Messenger RNA from Carcharodon carcharias (great white shark), 981 nucleotides. RefSeq lists its product as uncharacterized. The transcript has 6 exons. The coding region runs from base 1 to 846 and encodes 281 amino acids. Lineage: Eukaryota; Metazoa; Chordata; Chondrichthyes; Lamniformes; Lamnidae. The record is from RefSeq and is a predicted model, not a curated record.